Molecule: messenger RNA, 3081 nt
Organism: Poecilia reticulata (guppy)
Lineage: Eukaryota; Metazoa; Chordata; Actinopteri; Cyprinodontiformes; Poeciliidae
Biological process (GO): regulation of transcription by RNA polymerase II
Molecular function (GO): RNA polymerase II cis-regulatory region sequence-specific DNA binding; DNA-binding transcription factor activity, RNA polymerase II-specific
Source: RefSeq, a predicted model, not a curated record
GCCUCUCUUUUGGGAGAAGGCGAAGCUCGAGAGGGGGGAGCAGAAGAAGAAGAAGAAGCGCUGAUCCACGUCACGUGACUGGGAAAAGCAUCCUUUUGGUCCAUUUUGGAUGUUCCCAGGAUCUCCCGAGUAAUCUAGGAAAAUGACCAAACUUCAGUUUUUGAACGUCUUUCUGACUGAGCGUCUUAUGCUAGCCGCACAGGAGAUUUACAAGUCUGUCGAGGACACGAUUUUGGAGUACCAGGAGGAGAUCGCGAUCAGGGAGAGGGAGAACGACCAUCUGAGACGGAGGCUCCGAGACGCUGGGAUAGAGAUAUGGCCAGAUCGCUCGUCCAUGGCGCUGCUGGAGGAAGAGGACGGUGAGCAUCCCCGUCGAGAGUGGAGUCCAAGUAUGGGACAUCAAGAGCGUAUUCCCAUUCAGAUCAAAGACAAAAGAGACAUGCGGCCCAACCAGGGAGAAGACCAGCUUCGUGGCCAUGGCCCCUGCAGUGCCGCGGAAAACAUGUUCACCCCCCCACGUGUAGCGAACGAAUACCCUCAGGAGGGUCCCCACACAUCCGGUCUUCCUCAGAAUCAGGGCGUGGAGAACAGGGAGAGGGAUCCUGCGUCUCGCAACGCACCAAGGCACGUGAAGGGCGAGAGCGGCGGCGGCGGCUGUCACAGAGGUGCCACAUCGUCCAGCAGCGGUGCCCAGCCUCUCGCGCCAGUCAACCCAAACUGCUCAAAUGAGAACAACGUUGACAUUAUUGGAGUUGAGAACGGCGGACAGAUGGGCGGCGCCAAAGGAGCGGUGACCGGCCCCAACCGAGGACAAACCCCUCUCAUGAGGAACCAAGGGGCCAAUGCCAUGGAAUGCCCCCAUCAAAAAUCUCCCCUGCAGGGCCACAUGUCGUCGUUCUGCUGCAAAGUCUGCGGCGAGGCGUUCAGUCACAUCGGACACCUGCACGUCCAUGUGCAGGUGCACACUCGAGAAAAGCCUUACCGCUGCGGAGUGUGCGGGAAAUGCUGCAGCUCCUCCGGCAGGCUCCAGGAGCACCAGCGGAGCCACACGGGGGAAAAACCCUUCCGCUGCCAGAUUUGUGGGAAGGGCUUCACUCAGAUGGCUCACCUGAAGGUCCACAUGAGGAUCCACACCGGAGAGAAGCCGUACAGCUGCCCCGUGUGUGGCAAGUGCUUCAGCCGCUCUGACAAAAUCAAAAGGCACCUUCAGACGCACAGUCGGGAGGGGACCUACUUCUCGGGGCAGUGAUGGAAGGGGUUCAGUUUGGGAAUCAUCGCCGUUGUCGUCGUCGUUGUUGUGGGAAAGUUUUCAAUAAAAAGCUACAGUUGCUGCCACUGACGAGGCAUUUCUUCCUACUUCUGAGAACGUAGAAGUCCUGCUUCUGUAAAGAACACUUUCUAACAAAACCUGUAGUUUCUCACUUCCUUUAUAUAGUUUAUAUUAGCCAGUUUAGUAACGUUCUUUACAGUGUUUUGUAUUUAUCAUUACGUAUUAUUAAAGUAGACACAAUUUGAAUUAUUAGCUGGACUUUUCAGGAUUACGUAGUGUUUUUCCAGCCUUGCGAUUAGCAUGGAGUCUUCCACACAAGCCUUGGAACGGGGGACGUAUCAAGAACGAUCAGCACAUUCAGUUCAUUACCAGGUGGUCACUGUGUCCAUGUGGCUGGAGCUGCAGACUACACAUUUUCUUUGUGGUCAUUCUUUUUGUUGGUUUUAAAAUUAAGAUCAAGCACAAUUCUUAGUCAUUUUUCUUUUUCAAAGUGUGUAUCAUGAAGCAGUACCGAUAACUUAGAAGUUUUGGUGAACGUUAACACCACAGGAUUCACUGUGAUUUUCUCAGUUGGACUUGGUUCCGAUUUUAAUGUUUAGGAGAUUUUAGUUUUGUCACACCGGCGUGAUUUUGAGAACUUGGUUAAAAUGGACGGGAGUGCUGAAACAUUUCACACCUCUGUCUGGUUUGGUUCAUUUUCACACUGAAAGCAGACCAAACAACUUCAUGCAGCAGCUGGUGAGGCGCCAACACAAGAAGCUGCAUGUGUGUAUGGCAAACCACUUUACAUUUAAUAUUAAAAAAACCCUCCAGUUUUCAUUUGAGUUACAGACGCCCUAAUUUUAAUUCUAGAUAUGAAAAAUGAUGCAGCUACAAAACUUAACAUGAAUGGAAAAUAUUCUCAUUUUGUCGCGAUGAACAAAAUGCUUCAUUAUUUCAAAGGUUGAAAACCUCGAAAUAAUGGAAAGACGACUGAUUAUGAUUGUUGAAUCUCUUAACGUCUGACUUGAGUUUCAAGUUUUGUUUCACUUUCUUCUGUCUCUUCAGUGCUGUUGCAUUCUUGGAGCAAAUCACUGCCAUCUCACGUGAUCGGUGUCGAAUCUAACGUGAGACUUCACCAAUAAAAUAAUGUGAUAUUGUGUGGGAUGCCACUUGUUCUAUCUCACUAUUAUUUUAGUAAUGUAUGGUGUUUUUUCUUUUCUUUCAUUCAUAAUGUCUGCUGUGGAAUCUUUGCUUGCAGAUGCACAAAUGAAGUUGAGCCAGACAGUAUUAACAGAACCACUUAUCUAGCGGUGCUAAGCGGGUAAAGGCUUAAUGCACACCAGUGUUUCCACAGUGUGUGAAGUUUUUGGGGUUUUGCAUUUACUUUUUCGUUUUCACGUGAAAGCCGGGUUGUUAUGAAAUAAAAUUACUUUCUAUUUACAUUUCUGGGCCACAGAAUUAAGGCUCCAUUUACAUCAGGACGUUGCAUUACAGAGCGCUAUUUCGUUAUAAAAGGAAUUAAAUUUGUUUUUGUUUGAUGCUGGAAUAAGCACAAACUGAUUUGUAUUGCAGAAUUUAGCUAAAAGAUUAACCAACCCAGACUUGAGCAUGACCGGGAGGUUGUUACCAGCAGAGUAUAGCAGAGCCUCGUUGGUCGCUCAUCUCCCCCUGUGUGUAACAAAUCGGUAAAUAGUUGCUAGUUUUUCCACAACUGGCCAGUAGCUCAUCACAUGCUGUCUUCCUAGGGGGAUCUUGGCUCCCCAGCACAUACCCUGUACAGUGUUUUACCAAUUAAAUGUUAUUUUCAAAUAAAGUAAUACCUGACCAUC